UGGACACAAGAAUGUUGUGCCGUGAAAGUUGGCAGAAGCUUGAAGAUAUCCGCGUUUGUGCUGGAGAAUUAAGUGAUAUUUCUGAAUGUAGGCUAUACUGAAGAUCAUAUAUCAUCUCGCUGGCUGAACUUUGACAGGACCCUAUAGUUUCCCUUACGCUUUUCACGCGCAUAUAGAACACAAAUUUCACCUGGGAUUAAUGUACAUGGUGAAAGUGUUCUUCUUUUCUAUUAUUCAUUAUUGAUAUAUUGUAGCCUACAGGUAAAUGUGCCAUGCCGUUUGAGGAGUUCAUCGCGGGAUGGAUUUCAGGUGCUGUUGGUUUAGUUGUCGGACACCCUUUGGACACAGUAAAGGUGCGCUUGCAGACCCAGUCUGUGUAUAAAGGGAUAUUUGAUUGUGUGGUCAAAACUUACACACAUGAAGGAUUCCAUGGAUUUUUUAAGGGCAUGUCAUUUCCUGUCCUCUCUGUUGCCCUUAGCAAUGCUGUGGCCUUUGGUUCCUACUGUAAUGCCCUGGAUUACCUGACCCGGUCCAACCGCAGCGGCUCUGACCAAAACAAGCGCUCGCCGCUCACAGCGGUGUUCAUUGCUGGAUGCUUCUCAGGUCUAGCACAGUUGUUUGUUACAGCUCCGAUAGACCUGGUCAAAGUGCGUCUGCAGAACCAGACGGAGGGCAGGCCAGGUGGGAGUAAAUACAGAGGCCCCAUGCAUUGUGUAGCUGUGAUCUUACGGGAGGACGGGGUGAGAGGGCUUUUCAGAGGAGCGUGGGCUCUGGCCCUACGAGACGUGCCUUGUUACGGACUUUACUUUCUGCCGUACGAGCUCAUGUGCAGGAUGAUGACUGAGGAAGGAAAGCAGCCAGGUAAGGAUGCAGUGCUAUUGGCCGGUGGUGUUGCUGGUGUGGUCACAUGGGCCUGCGCUACACCCAUGGACGUGGUGAAGGCUCGCCUGCAGAUGUGUGGAGGUGGCGGUCGAGUGUAUGCUGGUGUUCUGCACUGCAUCACUGUGAGUGUGUGUGAAGAGGGCGUGCGAGUGCUGUUCAAAGGCCUUCUCCUGAACAGCGUCAGAGCGUUCCCUGUGAAUGCUGUGACCUUCCUCAGCUUUGAGAUGCUAAUGAGAGCCAUGACUGACGACUCCUCACACUGAGUUCUGCAGGGAUGGUGGAGUUAUAGGCCCAAACCUGAUACCUGUUAGCAUUUUAGCACUGGUUCCUGAAGUCAAUGGGUUUUUGG
This is a messenger RNA of Rhinichthys klamathensis goyatoka, 1231 nucleotides long. RefSeq names its product solute carrier family 25 member 45. Lineage: Eukaryota; Metazoa; Chordata; Actinopteri; Cypriniformes; Leuciscidae. Bases 273 to 1145 code for a protein of 290 amino acids. Gene Ontology annotation, molecular function: transmembrane transporter activity. Gene Ontology annotation, cellular component: mitochondrion. Gene Ontology annotation, biological process: transmembrane transport. The record is from RefSeq and is a predicted model, not a curated record. The transcript has 6 exons.